This is a messenger RNA of Stylonychia lemnae, 1044 nucleotides long. The record is from the annotation of a GenBank genome assembly. Lineage: Eukaryota; Ciliophora; Spirotrichea; Sporadotrichida; Oxytrichidae.
AUGAAUGGAAAGAGAAAGGGGCUUAAAGAUAAUAAGCCCAUUGGUGUAACAAAGAGUAUGCUAGCAGUGAGGCAAGAAUUAUAAAACUAUGGAGUUAAGGAUAAAUUUUCAAACAUUCUGGCUAAAGAUAACAGAAGAUAUGGUAAUUAGAGGGAAAUGCAGUAGUCAUAAGCAAAUGCUGAGUAGGAGUUUGAGGAAAAUCCCGAGGCAUUAUACCCUCCAAUGCAAGUACCUAAUAGACCCAGAGGAGAACUACCUGAUUUCAAUGCAUUAUAAAGGCUUAAUUAUACAGAUCCUAAAAAGAAAGAAGAACUUUUGAAAAUUGUAGAUUGCGAAAGAGAUUUAAUAUAAAGAAUGCAGAGUUCCUCAACAUUUUUGUUGUUCAAUGAAAAUAAAGAUAUGACAGGAAAAGAUUAAUUGAGAAAAUAGCUUGCCUCUUAAUAUAUUGAAACUCUUUUUGAAACAUAGGGUUAAUUGUUCCCUCCAUAAAUAGUCUCAAUUAAACCAUAAAAUUUAAACAGGCAAAUUCAUCAAUAAUCUUCAAAGUAAGAGGAACUAAAGAGAAAAUAAAACCAAUUAAAAGCGAAACUUUCUCUCAGAGAACACUAAAAAUAAAUACUUAUGAAAAGAUUACUUUAACAAACGAAAGUUACCCUUAAUGAUGAUAACAAUAAGUUUUAGAUUCAUGAGAGGGGAGCUGUUGAUGAUGAUGAGAAUUAAUAUAUGAAAGGUGAGAAACCUAUCAAAAGAUUAAAGACUGAAUCACCUAAGAAGCAAUAAAAUGGAGGAAAUAUGAGUGCAAGUGAUGUUGAAGACUCUAAAGCUAGCAUCAAGAAAAAUGAGUUACCUUCUGAGAAAGAUGAAGAAGAAGAGGACGAGGAUGAGAACUUACUUAAGAAGAAGAUUAAAAAUGAAAACGAAGAGGAUGAUGAUGAAGAAAAUAAUGAUCAACCUGAGUUUGAGUAAGAUGAGUAUUAUGGCGAAGAUUUGAAUGAAUAUGAUGGAGGAGACGAUGAUGAUGAUGCAGGCUACGGAUCUGAUUGA